This is a messenger RNA of Pristis pectinata (smalltooth sawfish), 708 nucleotides long. RefSeq names its product ubiquitin domain-containing protein 2. The transcript has 3 exons. The record is from RefSeq and is a predicted model, not a curated record. Bases 1 to 708 code for a protein of 235 amino acids. Lineage: Eukaryota; Metazoa; Chordata; Chondrichthyes; Rhinopristiformes; Pristidae. Gene Ontology annotation, molecular function: protein binding.
AUGACCAUUUUCACAGCUGGAAAAGCUCCUCCUGAGCUUUGUCACUAUAGGGAGCCACUUUCAUCAGACCCAGUGGCUUUGGGUCGCAAUCAGCCCCUGAAAAAGGAGAAACCAAAAUGGAAAAGUGAUUAUCCAAUGACAGAUGGACAGUUACGUAGUAAGAGAGAUGAAUUUUGGGACACAGCACCUGCUUUUGAAGGUCGGAAGGAGAUUUGGGAUGCCCUCAAGGCUGCAGCACAUGCUUUUGAAAGCAAUGAUCAUGAACUUGCUCAGGCAAUCAUUGAUGGUGCAAGUAUAACGCUACCACAUGGAGUCCUUACAGAAUGUUAUGAUGAACUUGGGAAUAGGUAUCAACUUCCAGUUUAUUGCCUUGCACCUCCAAUCAACAUGAUUGAAGAGAAGAGUGACUUGGAGACUCUAGACAUCCCAGAACCAUCACCAAAUUCUGGACAAGAAUGUCAGCUGCGGCUGCGGCUCUCCACAGGCAAAGACCUGAAGCUUGUUGUCCGCAGUACAGAUACAGUCUAUCAUAUGAAACGACGUUUGCACACAGCAGAGGGAGUAGAGCCCCCCAGCCAGAGAUGGUUCUUUUCUGGGCGACCGCUGACAGACAAAAUGAAAUUGGAGGAGCUGAAAAUCCCCAAGGACUAUGUGGUGCAGGUCAUCAUCAGCCAACCCUUGCAGACUCCUACCCCUGUGGAAAAUUGA